This is a messenger RNA of Argentina anserina (silverweed cinquefoil), 1820 nucleotides long. Its product is annotated as golgin IMH1-like. The transcript has 15 exons. Lineage: Eukaryota; Viridiplantae; Streptophyta; Magnoliopsida; Rosales; Rosaceae. Bases 63 to 1400 code for a protein of 445 amino acids. The record is from RefSeq and is a predicted model, not a curated record.
AUAAACACUCAUAUAUUCACAGCAUUUCUCUCUGAGUUUUUGUGGAUGCGAUAUUCGAAUCUAUGGCGUCCUCAAAGCUCUUGAUACUCUCAGUCUUUCUGGCCCUGAUUUUCUCGCAGAUUAGGGCCGACGCUUCAGUCGGAGAGCGUGAGCCACUGGAAGUAGUCCGAUCGGACGGCGCUGAUUCCUCCGCUCUGAAGAUCGAGUUGGAUCAGCUCAAGUCGAAGAUCCACUCCCUUGAAUUCGAAGUAGACGAGAAAGUCAAGCAACUGCAAAGUAAGGAUGAGAUUGUGGAGCAGAAGAAUAAAAUCAUUAAAGUGAACUCGGAUGUCAUCACUGCUCUGCAGAAAGAAGUUGAUUCUCUCCAGAAAAAGGGAUCGCAGGAUGCUGAGAAGCAGGUUGACAAGGCUCAUGCACGCGCUGGUGAAUUAGAGAAACAGGUUGAGAAGCUUAAAAAGGAGUUGGAAGCACAACAUAAGGAGAAAGAGGCUUUGGAAGCCCGGGCCAAUCAAGCGGAGAAGAAGGUUGAUGUUUUGAUCUUAAAAAUAGAUAAGAUUGAGAAGACUAAUGAUCAACAAAAGACCAAAAUUCGAAAUACUGAGCGUGCUCUUAAAGUUGCCGAGGAAGAAAUGUUGAAGGCAAAGUUUGAGGCUACUCUAAAAGCAAAAGCAUUAACAGAGGUUCAUGGUGCAUGGCUUCCACAUUGGCUUGCUGUUCACUUUGGCUAUUGCAAGUCCUAUGUAGAGAAACACUGGAAUGAGCAUGGAAAACCUGCUGCCGAAUUGGUGAUUCAGAAGGCCCUGGAGAAAAAGGCUCAAGCUGGAAAAUGGGCUGAACCCCAUGUGGAAGCAGUUAAAACUAAAUGGGUCCCUGCAGUCAAGGAACAGUGGUCGGUGGUGAAAGAAUCUGUUGAACCUCAUGUGCAAUCACUAAAAACAAAGUCUAUUGAAGCUUAUGAGACAUCAAAAAGUACAUUAGCUCCUCAUGUUAUAAAAGCACAAGAAUUUGUUGAUCCCUACUUUCAGGAGGCAAAAAAGAUCAGCAAGCCAUAUGUUGAUCAGGUAGCCACUGUUGCAAAACCUCAUGUUGAGAAAGUUAGAGUGGUGUUGAAGCCCUAUACAAAGCAGGCAGUUCAGGCCUACGAGAAGUUUCUCAAGUCCGCUUCAACAUAUCAUCAUCAGGUUCAAACUUCCGUACGAGAUACGCUGAAAAAUCAUGAACUGACAAGACCUCUUGCUACAAAAGAGUUGGAGUGGUUUGCGGCCUCUGCCCUGUUGGCUCUUCCCGUCUUAAUUCUGUUCAGAGUUUUAUCCUCACUUUUCUGUACAAAGUCAAAGAAACCUGUACGGAGUUCCCACCAUUCACGUCGCAAGGCCAAGAGGGGUCAUCCAGACAAGUAGAAUGGUGCUAGUUUGAUCAGAAGACUAGUUUUUCUGGGAAGUGGGAAUGGUUCCGUUCUUUGGUUGCUUGCAGGCUGGUUUGUGCUAUGGCAGGGGUAUACGUGAAGCUAUAUUUUGUUGUCGGUCAGAUGCAGCCCUCGUGGUGUUCAAAUCUUUUGCUUAUAUGUUAGAAUCUGGCAUACUAAACGAAGUAGAGACAUUAUCUUAGGAUGACAUCUAGGAGGGGGGAGUUCACGUAGUGUGGACAGUGUUUAUGUUGCUACGGGGUUGUAUUUUAUUUUUUAUUCUUACAGAUGCUCGGUCUAAAAGCGUGUCAUGUGUUCCACACGUUCCCUUGUGAAUUAUAACAUUUGUUGUUUUAGUUCCCUUUACUGUUUGUGAAGAAUUAUGAGAAAUCAAAUAUUUAAGAGCCAUGGCCAA